AUGAUUUGGGGUUUUGCAUCAGGUCACGGACGCUUGAUUCCUGUUCGUACAACUCAGAAAACAAUACCAGCUGAGGAUACGAGCGACCCCAAUCGCCCAGACAUCCACUUAUAUGCUUUUAGAAGUGUGAACCCGUUCCCUCCGAUAAUGCACGCGUGCUACGAUGCCCGUAAAGCCGUGAUGAGGCACCACGAACUAGCCUUCGGUGUUGAAGAGCAGUUCCCUGACCUCGCGCAUGUAUCCGAUGCAGCGGGCCAAAUAUUCUUUCGUCCAGCAUGCGACACAAUCUGUCCGAUGCCCAUGUGGAAGGCGGAGCAUCAACGGGUUUUCGUGGAUAAGAUGCGAGACCAAAAGGUUGAAAAGAUUGCUUUGAGUGACUACUCUUGUCACCAGGCCUAUCUUGGAGAGACAGAUCGCUGGGGUGACUACCAAACUCAUCAGGUGAUCACUCCCAGAAGAAUAGACUGGAUGACUGAAGAUAUUACAGAGAUCACUCUCUGGACCCAGUCAGAAGCACUACCUUUUACUUUUACCCUCGAUCUCAUCGACUACAGACGUAGUAGUCUUCCCAUUCCAAUGUCGCGUCAUCAGUUAGAAAGCUGCGAGCAUUCCUUGAAGAGCAUAACUCUGUAUCUCGACGAGCUGAUCAAAGCUCGGAAAGAACAGAGAUAUGCUAACAAGAAGGCUGAUGACAAUAGAUGGCCGCGAGUGAAAGUUUUAAAUUGUCCUCAAUGGUUGUACCACAACAUCAACGACGUGGACAACUGGGAACCACCUGUCACAAAUCUCAAAUGGCACCUGAGUGCAAUUAUGCAGGUGGCAUCUCUGGCAAAGGUCGUUACGACAUUCAUUGGGGGGUAUGUAUCUGCCUUGGUUGAGUUUGCAGCAAGCAAAUGGGCUGUUGCAGAUCAAAAUGUUUGCCUUGUAUUUUCCUCAAAAGCAGAGAACAGUGUCUUGAGUCCAGUCUCUCCAAUAUCUAAGUUACAGACAUCGAACGCUCAAUAUAGUGUCAUCAUUCAAAAUGCUGUUCUUGACACUCUUGAAUGGACUACAUCAUCUUUGGAUUCACUCUGCACAACAGCUUCCCAGACGGGAUUGGCGGCGUUACAUUUUGUUUCUCAAACUGCUUGUCCUGAUGAUACCUUUUUCAUUGACGGCAAUAGCAUGUCGCUGCAUGAUUUGGUUGAUUUGAUUGACUACAAGUGGGGUCUGAUAUGUCUAAAAGAUACAUCAACUAAUGACUAUUGUUUGGACGUUGAGGAUAGCUGGAACAUAACGACUAUGGUGGCUAAUGGCGCUGCAACAUGGCCAGUAAAUCCACAAAAGUGCUAUUUGGAUUCGUCCCAAGGCGUCUGGGAACAUUUGACAGACGAAAAUGGCACAUGCAUAGAACCUGAUUGGGAAGAGCUUGACAAUGAUGAUAACUACGGUUGGGUUAGCGCACUGGAUUUCGAUGAAUAUCCUUUGGAAAUUCAAUGCAGCUCCUGCUUUCUACAGAAAUUUAAAGUCGGAUAUGAAAGUGCUUGGGGCAACACCUGGGAUGAAGUCACGGAGCAGGUUUGGGCGAACAUGCAACGAAAUUGUGAGCUCAACGAGGUGUUAACACCAGCUCACAAUGUCUCAGGAGUCAUAGUCAUUGAUGACAUUGUUUCCGACCCUCCUCCCGUUACAACAGAUUGCCCCCAAAAUAUAUCUAUUUCUAGCAGCGAAAUAUACACAUGCCAGGAGGCCGUCGUGAAAUUCGGGAUUCCAAGUGCAGGUCUUUAUAACUUAAACAACGACUUAGAUUGUAGUGGCCUCACCGAUAGAACCAUCUGCGCACCUAUGUCAUGCCCCAUCUUGGUCGUCAACACAGGGGCCACAGAUUUUGCCAAUGCGAAUGUUCCAGUGUCAAUCGUUGCCUCAGAAUACACGAAUCUUACCCUUGCGGACUUUUAUUCUUAUAAUUAUUUUAUUUCAUACGAUUUCGUGGUACAAAAUCAUACUGUUUGCAUUGGUCCGCCAAUUCAAAUAUACCAACCAAGUAUUUGA
Messenger RNA from Sclerotinia borealis F-4128, 2031 nucleotides. Lineage: Eukaryota; Fungi; Ascomycota; Leotiomycetes; Helotiales; Sclerotiniaceae. The record is from the annotation of a GenBank genome assembly.